Molecule: messenger RNA, 1557 nt
Organism: Blastocystis hominis
Lineage: Eukaryota; Bigyra; Opalinata; Blastocystidae
Exons: 6
Coding region: 1-1557 (518 amino acids)
Biological process (GO): protein phosphorylation
Molecular function (GO): ATP binding; protein kinase activity
Source: RefSeq, a predicted model, not a curated record
AUGGAAAAAUACACCUUGAUCAAGCGGAUCGGCAGUGGUAGCUAUGGAACUGCUUAUCUCGGUAAAGAAAAAGCGUCAGGUGAUUUGUAUGUAUUCAAGGAGAUUGAUGCAAAGCAACUGUCACGCGCUGAAGUUAAGAAGAUUGCACUUGAGAUUAAGGUAUUGUCGAGUAUGAACCACGAAUUUAUUGUACGCUAUCAUGACUACUGCAAGCAUGAUGGAAAUAUUUAUAUUAUCAUGAGGUAUUGUCCUGGGGGCGAUAUGCACGAGAGAAUUAAAUUGCAGGGACGUAAUCCUUUCCCUAUCGAGCAAGUAUUCAAGUGGUUUUUACAGACUGCGCUAGUUUUACACUAUCUUCACCAGAAAAAAGUGAUCCACCGUGAUAUCAAACCUCAGAAUUUGUUUCUUGACGAAAAUAGCAACAUCAAAGUUGGAGAUUUUGGGAUUUCGCGCGUGCUUCAAUUCACACAGGAUAUGGCUCAAACUGCUGUUGGGACGCCUCUCUAUGUCGCACCCGAAGUCGUGAAAGGCAUGCCCUAUGAUUCCCGAGCCGAUGUGUGGUCAAUGGGAUGCACGUUCUACGAAAUUCUCACGCUGACGCCCCCAUUUACGGGUCUCAGCAUGUCAGAUCUGAUGUGUCGUGUGAAAGCGGGCGUGUUUCAGCGGAUCGACAACCAUUUCGAUUAUGACCUGCGAACGAUCAUUCACUCGAUGCUGGAAGUCGAUCCACGAAAACGACCCACCAUCGAAGAUAUUCUAAUGCAGCCUUGCCUUCUCUCUCGACUACACAAAUAUUACCCGCAAUAUGUCCCGACACUCUUUCCAUACACAACUCCGUCAGUCGAUACGCCGUCCCAGGUUCCUUCCGUUUCCUCCGGAAAGACCUCUUCGGCCUCCAGACUCACUCGCGUUUCUUCCAGUACAUCACCUACUAAAAUCACGCACGUGUCCUCUACACUCUCAAAUUCAUCAAAAAACGAGCGAAAGAGCGCGGCUCGGUCUUCGCCCGCCGUCAUUUUACACAGAGUCAAGCGAUCGAUGAGCAAUGGAUCGGAGUUCGACCUCAGCACCGAUGGAAGCUCGGUUUCUGCGGUUUCCACAGUGCGCAGAGCGUCCAUGCCCGCCAAACCCAUCGAAGUCAAAUCGAUUCAUCACAGAACGCGGAGUUCGGGGAUCUCAGCGUACUCUCGGCAAACGCCAGCAGUGGAAGCGGUGAACGAACACACCGAGCCGUCGGUACAAAAGCGAGCGUCCUCCAGCCAUAGCUCUGGAUCCAAGAUCACGCGAUAUAACGUAAAUCCAACCAGCAUUCAGCCGAUAGAAAGGACUUCUUCGCAGCCAAUUCGGGCAACGAGUCCUUCUGUGCGACCUGUUGUGCCCUCUGUACCAAACAAAGAAACACAAGAGAAAAAGAAGAAGAUUAGCAUCCAACCAAUACCGGUUCUGACUGGAGUAAACAAACAACUAAAGUGGAGGGUCCCAAAAAAGCAAGAUGUGCUUCGACAUGACUGGGAGCUAGGGCAGCUUCGUGGAAUAUUUGAAUACAACCAUCAAUAA